Molecule: messenger RNA, 6197 nt
Organism: Boeremia exigua
Lineage: Eukaryota; Fungi; Ascomycota; Dothideomycetes; Pleosporales; Didymellaceae
Product: negative regulator of mitosis
Exons: 2
Coding region: 88-6153 (2021 amino acids)
Biological process (GO): anaphase-promoting complex-dependent catabolic process; metaphase/anaphase transition of mitotic cell cycle; protein K11-linked ubiquitination
Cellular component (GO): anaphase-promoting complex
Molecular function (GO): molecular adaptor activity
Source: RefSeq, a predicted model, not a curated record
GGCGCGAGCGCGGCACCGCAAACAAACAACAGCACCCCGCCACGCCCUUCUCGCGCCACGCCCUCAUGCCGCGAAGCGAGCCUCCGCAUGGCCUCACUUCGCUCCAUCGGGGUCCAUAAGCCCGCUGCGCUGCAGUAUCUGGUCGCCGAGUCCAUCCUCCACGAAGACUGCACCGAGCGCGACUAUGUCUGGGACACCUACGCCGACGAGAGCCCCGAGGGUGCCACCGACGAGGUAGUCACCACAAAACACCAUGUCGUAUGGUCGCGCGGCGGCAUAGUGCGCAAGGUCUUCAAUUUCGAGAUCGAGAAGGAGGAGGUCGCGCAGGCUCUGCUCACAUGGUUUCCUCUUGAGGGUCCCUCCGAGGGCCUGGGGCCAGAGCACAGCCAUGACCGGUUCCUUACUCAGGAAACGCAGUCGGCUACAGAGUCCGGCAGUGCAGCGGAGGGUGCCAACGGCGUUGAGACGAGGGCGCGGGCACUGGUUGUCUUCCUCCGGUCGCAGGCCCAUGUUUUCUUUCUCUCCGGGACUACACAUAUCGUGAACCUUGCGUUUGAGGUCGACAGAGCAUUUCCAGCGGCGCGCGGAGUUGUGGUCCAGAGGAAGAUUGCGCCUCCCGUUCAAGCACCCCUCAGCCCGCAGGUGCCUAUGGCUCCACCAAACUCCUUCCUUACCAACAAUCAGUCCUUCCUUUCGCAGACCCUUUCUCAAAGCUUCACACAGACCCACCGCCGUAACAAUUCCUCCGUAGCCACAGCACGCCCAAACAAACCUCAUCAGAAUGGCUCAUCACUGUUUCUCGAUGAUCUCUUCAAGUCUGCUGCAACCUCUAACACGGACGGUCUUCCUCGGCUGUACUCAUUCACAAAUCCUCUGUCAGAGCUAGGCUUGGUCGUCAACGUGCUUACAGGUGGCGAGCGCAGUAGCAUGCUCUUGAAGAAUGGCGAGGACCAUCGUAGAACCGAAGCCAUCGAUAAAGCUGAAGAGAUCAUCUACGUCUCGCCCCAGAAUGAGGUCACGUUUGAUCGCAGCGGUAGCGACAAGCCCCUUCUGCUGAUUGUCACGGCAAACUAUGAGACCAAUGUACUUACCAUCUGGUGGGCAGCCUACCGCGAGCCCAAGUUCAUUGCAUCCUCUCGCAAACAACACGCCCCUGUGCCAUUGUCCAAGUCUCGACGACGGAGCUCGCACGGUGCUACCUCUACAGGGACGGGUGCAACCACGCCUGCAGUUCGAGGCGGCGACAGAUUGAGAGACAGCUUCGGCACAGGUCCACGUAGCAAGCCACCAGUGCCGUCUUUCAAAGAUGUCUCUCAGACGAGGGGGAAGUUGACUGAUCAAGCAGUGGACGAUGCGUUGGCUUCACAGUUAAACCCUGACUUCAAUAUAGAUCGAUUGCCGGCAGAAUCCAGACGUGUCAGUUCGCUGCUCUCUCGGGCUGAGUUGUCAACGACUUUCGACAAAUCAGCGUUUCAAGACCUCGCAACCCACCGACAGAGCGUGACUAGCAGCUUCAGUGCAAGCCAACGCAGUCGGCGCUCGUUAGGCACUGACCGUACAAGCUUCGGCUACUCGCAGUCUCGCAACCGAGCUUCGACGCCGGGCAGUAUUGCUUCUCGGCUGAGUUUUGGUGGAGCUGAUAUUGACGACACAUUUGACGACACCAUGGAAGAGAGCCAAUACGAUCUUAUGGAGGAAUAUGAUGAAGUCGACAAUCUGUUCUCCCCGCCGGAAGUUGAUGGUGAGGCCCAACCAGGCGCUGGAUUACGGAAGGAGCUGGUAAUGGAGGCAGUCGGAGAGAUCCCAGCCACGCAGUACCUCAAGCCUGGGCUUUUUGCGCUGAGUGAUCCGACUGCAACGACAAAGGCGAGUGAACGUCCAAAAGUCCUGACCGUGAACGCUCCCUUCAACUCUGCGGCCCUGCAUGAACGGAAACUUUACCUCUACAUCUCGCAUCCAUCGAUAAGGGCGCCACUGGAAUGCGAGAUUGUCGUGACCAGGAAACGCCUGAGAGUCCCAGCAUCCACCUUGCGCCUCCAACCGAAUAGCGAUGUCAAUAGAUAUGCAUGCUGGCCAAAGCUGAAAGGUACCAGGCUGCUCGAUGAAGCUACGGAUCUUGUCAAAGUGCGGUCUGGUCAUGUAGAGAGAGUUGCACUACUCAACUCCAGCGAGUCGAGCUCUUACGUGUCUUUGACUGCAGGCUGGGGUACUCACUUACCUGCGAACCUCGACCUGGGGCCUUUCAAGCUCUUUGAUCCGUACGCCAUUCUUGAAGAUGACCAGCGGGCCUCAGCAGGCUUCAAGAGGACCAUUACUCCCAAACACCCUCUUCGACAGCUCAUGUCGCCAGGACGCGCUGGUCAAUUUGAAGUCAUUGAUGCAGACGAGCGUAGACACCGUAUAGAACUCGGACUUGCACCUGCCCAUGACUCUGUCCGGGAGUCGUUUCACGUGCUGGCCACGAUUCUUCCCAACUACGCUGGCGAUUUCCUCCUGCAGAUAUGGUGGAACAUCCGCAAGACUCUUCCGAACGACACUGCGAGCAUCCUGAACAGCGACUGGAUGGCGUUCGUCGCUACCAUCUUCACGCUCGCGGUCCCUCUUCUGGACGACAAAUCGAAGAAGCCAAAAAGCCGGGUGAAGACUCAGCGCCGCAGCUUAGGGCGUCCUUCGAGUCAGGUGAGACCGGAUGAACUGAUAGAGGAUGAUAAUUCAGCGUGGCGACUGAUGUGCGAUCGUCAGAACUCUUUCUCACAGUCGAAAAGCUGGGCGUCUCCGCCGUGGGGAUGGGCGCUGCACUCUGACCCAGCUGCAGCCUUGACCUCGAGACGUACAUCGGGACUCCAUUCAGCACCUAUAUCGGGACAGUUGAGGACCAAAGAGACGCUCAUAACAGACUGCGUAGAUCUCGCGCGACAAUUCUGUCAGACACCGCUGGGCGAGACUGCAAACAAGCAGUGGCAAGCUGGGAAACAAGACCUGCGUCUAUCCACGCUCUCCGAAAUACUGGUCUCUCUGCAUCUCCACUGUGAAGAGCGCAAACUCAACAUACUGUCACAAGAUGUUGGCAAGCUGCAGGUCGGAAAUCUUGUCCCAGUGCUUGCCCAGCUCGGCUAUUGGCUACGAUGGGACGGCUGGGAUUGGAAGAAGGGCGGUUUCUACGACCUGGCCGGCGCUUCGAGCGACAACUGGACGUAUGAUGAAUCAGCUUUCGGCCCCAAGGUACGGCUACACGCGCGACCAUCAGACGGACCGCCGCCAUCGGUACUGGACUGGCUCAGCACUGUUGUAGGCCCUCGACGAUAUGCGCCGUUUCCCACACUUGCAAUGCUCAUCAGAAAGUCCAAAGCAUCCCCUCAUUCGUCCAUAAACAUCGACGAGAUCAUCGCGGAUGUAACUCCCAGGACUAUGGCCUUGCACGCAUUCUUUCGCGAUAUUGACCCGUCGUCCAGCCCAAGGAAGGUUGUAGAGCUCAUCCGGACUUGCGGGAUCAGCACAGAUGUCAUCGCUACUCUGCCUGAAGCCGCAAAGGCGCCCCUGAUGGAAGCGAUCACCAGCUGUCAAGCCAAUCCGCCCACUACCUGGUCGAGUUCUCUGCUGCAACUCGUGCAACGUGAGGAUCUUGAUUUGACCUCGACUUCGAGCGAUGGCUUCGUUCACGAUGUCAACCUGAAUCCGCUCUAUGCCACUGCAGCACCGCGUGAUGUCCAUACAAUCUGUCAGAGCGUUGAGCGUCCGGAGCCGAUACAGUCUACCGCUGAGGUCGAUCGCCACUACAUCACCAGGCUCAUCUUCCGCGAAGACAGGCGAUUCAUGGAGGUCCACACACUGCUCGAACCGUUGAGGCAGACUGUUGCGGAGUAUCGCGCCGACAGUAGAUCUGACGAAGCUGCGAUUUUGGAAGGACAGAAGAUCAUGAUGCAGUGGGUCAUGAUUCGCACCUUCUCGCUGCCAGUCGGUAGCUCCAUGAUCAAGUUUGGCAGCAAGAAGCCCCUGCUUACCGAGAAGUAUCCACUCUACGGCUUCUCUACAUCGUGCUUGAUGAAACCAAUGGGCAAUGUCGUCACUGCUGAACGACAGAAUUACUCAGAAGAGAAGUACUUCUGGGCUUUCUUCAACGCUGGUGUUGCUGCUGGUCUGAGCAUCUCUCGAGACGCGCAGGGCAUUGAUACCUCUUGGAUCAUGUACAACAAGCCUGCCGAGCUGACCAACAAACAUGCAGGCCUUCUGCUCGGGCUGGGUCUGAAUGGCCACUUACGCACAAUCGCCAAGUGGCUGUCUUUCAGAUAUCUGACACCGAAACACACCAUGACUUCAGUGGGUCUCCUGCUGGGCCUCUCAGCCUCCUUCAUGGGAACUAUGGACACGCUUGUCACACGCUUGCUAUCUGUUCACGUGACCAGGAUGUUGCCAGCAGGAGCAGCAGAGCUGAAUCUGUCUCCAUACACGCAGACGACCGGCCUAAUGGGCAUUGGUCUGCUAUACUACAACACACAGCACCGACGAAUGAGCGAGGUCAUGCUGUCGGAGAUUGAGCACGUCGAAGUCCCAGAUCCGUCAGAACCUCCAGACUCUCUCCGCGACGAGGCUUACAGGCUGGCCGCUGGAUUUGCCCUUGGAUUUAUCAACCUCGGUAAGGGCAGGGAUCUGGGCGGUCUUCGUGAUAUGGAGAUUGUGCAGCGCUUGAUGACUGUUGCUGUGGCGCCAAAGUCGGUCAACGUCGUGCACAUCCUCGACCAGGCAACGGCGGGAGCGGUCAUCGCAGUUGCGUUGAUCUACAUGAAAACGCAUGACCGCAUGGUUGCCAGCAAAAUCGACAUACCCGACACGCAGCCACAAUUCGACUAUGUCCGACCAGACAUCUUCCUUCUCCGCACUCUGGCGAAGCACAUCAUCAUGUGGGACGACAUCGAAGCAAGCGAGGAGUGGAUUAUCAAGAAUCUACCAGUGGACUACCGCGGGGAUUUUGACCUCACAGGCAUCAACAAGCUACGUAGCGAGCAAAUGCCCUUUUACAACAUCGUUGCAGGGCUGCUCUGGAGUAUUUCCCUGAAGCACGCAGGCACAGGCGACGUCCAAGUCCGAGACUUCCUCAUCAAGUAUCUCGACCAGUUCAUGCGCAUCGCCAGACUCACGUCCAUUCGCUACGAUUCUCGUCUCGCUCGAAAUACGGUCCGCAACUGCCAGGACCUCAUCGCCCUCUCCGCCGCCACCGUCAUGGCUGGCACAGGUGACCUCGAGAUCUUCCGCCGUCUGCGUGCCCUCCACGGUCGUAUUGGGCCUGACAUACCAUAUGGCAGUCACCUCGCGGCCCACAUGGCCUUUGGUGCACUGUUCAUCGCGGGCGGCACACAGACCUUCAGUAGAAGCAACAAGGCUAUUGCAAGUCUGAUCUGCGCAUUCUACCCGCUCUUCCCGUCAGACGUCCAGGAUAGUCGGGCACAUUUGCAGGCAUUCCGCCACUUCUGGGUGCUGGCCGCCGAAUCGCGAUGUCUGGUGGUGCGCGACGUCGACACGGGACGCGCAAUCAGUAUGCCCAUCACAGUGCACUUCAAACACGACGCCCAGCCGCCAAAGAAACUUGUCGCGCCCUGUCUGCUCCCCGAAGUUGACGAAGUCAGCCGCAUCGAAACCACAGACGUGAACUACUGGCCCACAACCCUCGACUUCGCAAACAACAAAACCCACAUCCGCGCCUUCCAACGCAAUCAAACCCUCCAUGUCCGCCGCCGCAGCGCCAGAGACACGUACGCGACGGCCUUCUCUGCCACUCUUGUCGCCCUCAACGACGCGCAGAGCAGCCGCACCUCACACCUCCUAUUCCACUGGGUCUUCAGUCUGCCUGCUGUCGCCGCGCUUGUUGGCACCUCCGACGCCACACUUGUGCUACCCAUCGAUCCGCACUCCAAGACCCUGCUCGAUCCCAGGAGCACCGUCGUCGAGGCCAGACUUGUGCUUGGUCGACUGGCGCAGAGCUGGGACGUGGAUGAGCUGAGGGUGCUGCGCGGUGUGUUCGAGUGGGCGGAACGCGAGAGCAAGAAGGGUGGACGGUUGAGGUGGCUGGGAAGUGAGGUCGUGGAGCGGGUGAGAGCGGGGGUGCUGGAGAGGGGGAGACGGAUUGGGGUAGGAGAGACGCAGAGCAGCGAGCGAUGAGAUGAGUGAUGUGUAUUUCAGUCAUGUUCGACGAAUGCAAUGAA